Messenger RNA from Venustampulla echinocandica, 1119 nucleotides. RefSeq lists its product as uncharacterized. Gene Ontology annotation, molecular function: cellulose binding. Gene Ontology annotation, cellular component: extracellular region. Gene Ontology annotation, biological process: carbohydrate metabolic process. The transcript is spliced from 4 exons. Bases 1 to 1119 code for a protein of 372 amino acids. The record is from RefSeq and is a predicted model, not a curated record. NCBI's taxonomy places the organism in Eukaryota, Fungi, Ascomycota, Leotiomycetes, Helotiales, Pleuroascaceae.
AUGCUUUGCUGGUUUCUUGCGGCAUGUGCUUGUGUUGGCACAUCACUAGGUGUCGAGUUUGCCGUGGGCCAGAAAUUCCAGAUCGUAUUAAGUGGCAUCCCAAAUCUCGACACUCCUCUUGUGCCAGCUGAUGCACCUGUCUACGAUAUCGACCUGGAGGGUACAAGUGCGGAGACCAUUACCGCCAUGAAGGCUAUGGGCAAGACUGUCAUCUGCUACUUCAGUGCAGGAACAGUUGAGAAUUGGCGACCAGACGCAAACAAAUUCGCCGCAGCGGACAUGGGAAGCGUGCUUAAAGAGUGGCCGAAUGAACGCUGGCUUAAACUGAGUAGCGACAAUGUUAGGUCAAUCAUGAAGACCAGGAUACAGAAUGCUGCAACUAAAGGAUGCGAUGCCAUCGAUCCAGACAAUACAGUCAAUGAGAACUUGACGCUAAUCAAUGACCAUCUAGAUGGAUAUCAAAAUACCAACGGACUCAAUCUUAAGGAAGCUGACACGAUCGACUACAUGAAAUUUCUGUCCUCAUUUGCUGCCUCCCUAGGCUUACAAACAGGGUUGAAGAACAGCUUGGCAAUACUUCCAAAUAUAUCAAAUAUCGUCCAAUUUGCUGUCAACGAACAGUGCGCUCAGUUCCAGGAAUGCGAACAGUAUGACGAUUUCAUCAAGUCUGGCAAGCCUGUCUUCCAUAUUGAAUACCCAGCCAAAGCACCCCAGGUUACAGACGCCGAAAAAAAGACCGAUUGUCAAUCGACGGGUAUGGUAGGGUUUAGCACGGUUCUAAAGACCAUGAGCGUGGACGGAUGGGUGGGCUACUGUGAUGGCAGUUCAGCAACAACGAGCACCUCACCAGGUGGCGAGCCUCCGAAACCCCCUAAAUCAACUACCACUGCUCCAAUUACAACGCCGCGAACUACAUCAAAGCCUACACCAACUAAAACGACCUCAUCUACUACCCGCAAACCAACCACAACUGCUCCCGGUGGCGGUGGGUCGCCAGGAGGUUGUACACAAAAGCACUGGGACCAAUGUGGCGGGAAUGAUUGGAAGGGAUGUACUGUUUGCGCCGCUGGUUUCCAAUGUAAAGGCGUGUCUCCGCCUUGGUACUAUCAAUGUCUUUGA